UCACACAAGUGUCGUACACUUCCUUUUCUUUUAAGUGCGGUUGGAUCGCGGGCGUAGAUGGGGCGUAGCUUCUUUCCGCAUAAAUGGGACGGAGUGCUUGACAUGUUCAGUCAGUUGCAGCGACAAGCUGCGAAACGUCGGUGCAGCAAGCCGCCGGGUGCGAGAGAAAAGCGAUGUCGAUGACUUCCUGGAAGAGGACGCCAAAUGGGAUCCGCCGCUUGAUGUCCUCCGGAAAUGAUACGGCGGGUAUCAUUGUCAUUGGCGACGAAAUUCUGCGCGGCGACAUAAGCGACUCGAACGUGCAUCACAUCUGCUCGCGGCUGCGUGCUGUGGGCAUCCGUGUGGAGCGGGUGUCCAUCAUUCCCGACGUCGUGCCCGUAAUCACCGAGGAAGUGCGCAAGUUCUCCGCCUCUUACAGCUACGUAUUCACAUCGGGAGGCGUGGGGCCGACGCAUGACGACGUCACGUACGAGAGUGUUGCCAAAGCGUUCGACGAAGACGUUUUCGUGCAUCCCGAGGUGCUCGCAUCUUACCAGACAUUGUACGGUCCCAGGUCUGAAGCCGAAAUAGCGAUCAGCAAAUUCGCGACCAUUCCACGUUCUUCGAGAAUACUCUUCGGUGACAUACAGCGGCCUAAUAGGGUACUGCGCUUGCCCUUGGUGUGCGCCAAGAACGUAUACAUGCUUCCCGGUGUGCCUCUGGCGCUUGAGGCUCUGUUUCCACUGUUCCUCAAGGAUUGCGAGGACAAAGGCCAUAAGAUCAUGUAUCUUACAGAGCUGUUCAUUAAGUCUGACGAGCUAAGCAUAACAGCUUCUUUGAACAAGGCUGUGGAACGGUUCAAGGACAAGGUGAAGUUUGGAUCCUACCCGACGUUGGACAGUAACUACUACCGCGUGCGCCUUGCUAUCGAAGGCGAGAAGGAGGAAGACGUGGCCGAAGCGAAAAAGUUUCUCCUAGACAACCUGCCAGAUGACUCGGUGACUCAGUUCGACCGUGAUCCUUUGAACAAUGCUUGGCAGAAACUGAGUACUUUGGCGGAGCGGAAGCCACACAUUGCAGCAGCACUAAAAGUUAUCGAGGAGGCCCUCGCGAAGUACACGUUGGAGGGAAUAUGCGUGGGGUUCAGUGGUGGAAAAGAUUGCACUGUUAUUCUUCACAUGCUAUACUCUCUGCUUCAGAAGCAACUGAAGCCCAGUGAAACAGUGCUGCCGAAAAUCCAGUGCCUCUUUGUGCACAGUGAGCAACUGUGGCCUGAAACAAUAUCAUUUAUUCAGAACAGUGCAAAACUUUACAACUGCGAACUAACAACCAUAUCUGAAGGUAGCUACAAGGUUGCUUUGCAGCAGUACCUAACCUCAAAACCCGGUGUCAAGGCUUUCCUUCUAGGCAACCGAUCCACAGACCCGGGCGGUGCCAAGCUCAAGUCCUUCAUUCCAACGGAUGAAGGGUGGCCUCAGGUGAUGCGUGUCUUCCCUGUGCUGGACUGGUCAUACAAGGAUGUCUGGGACUUCAUACGUGACCUCAGUAUUCCUUACUGUUCACUCUAUGACCAAGGGUACUCGUCAAUUGGAGAGAACGAGGAGCCUAAUCAAGUACUAAUGUACUUCGACAGCCGAGGUGCCAAGCGGUUCAAGCCAGCAUACAUGCUGGAAGAUGCGAAGCUAGAGCGCUGUGGCAGGAAGUGAUUUUCAAGAAGGUGCACUACAUAUUGGGGAGGAGCUCUGUUGGUGAACUGGACUUUUCAUGAUCUUAUAUGGCAUUAUUGUAUGAAAUUAGGUGUGCCUUACAACUGCACCACUCAUUUAGGAUAUCUUUAUGCAUGUGGUGGACAUAGUGUACUAAAAUGUAGGAUAUUUACAUAUGUUAAUUGUUAUUGUUCUUAAACUUCUUGUCCGCCCAUUUCUUUCAUGAGUUAUUCAGCAACACACAGGAUCUGUGCAGAAUGACCUUUCUGAAUGUUGUCUUGUGACCAAAGUCCAAAACUUUCUUUUACAAAUUUUAUUGGUCAUGUCCAUAAUCUGAUUUGUUAAAUACAAUAGGGUCAAAGCAGUGAAGAAAAUUUAAUGUACCAGUUUACUUAAAUAAUAAAGGAAAAAUGAGACAUCCACCCAAACGUAGCUAAGUGCUACGAAGGAAACCCAUACGGGUUCCUCGAUAGAAAAGCUUCGCAGUUGAAUAAAAAUUGGUCCGGGACUCGAACCUGGGGCAGCCGCUCUAUCAUCUGAGCUAACCAGGCGGCUAGCAGAUGGCAGGCAAAGUCGAAUUUAUCAACAACUCAGAAGCAAAGGUAAGAGUUCGCCUGCCAUCUGCUAGCAGCCUGGUUAGCUCAGAUGGUAGAGCGGCUGCCCCGGAAAGGCGGUGGUCCCGGGUUCGAGUCCCAGACCACAACGAAUUUUUCUUCAACUGCGAAGCUUUUUUUUUCGAGGAACCCGUAUGGGUUUCCUCUGUAGCACUUAGCUACGUUUGGGUGGAUGUCUCAUUUUCCCUUUAUUAAUUCUCUCCACCUUGCGGGUUUCCGUAGAACUAUUACGUCAGUUUACUUAAUGAAUAAAUGAAAUUUGUUUCACACUGGUA
Dermacentor andersoni is the source of this 2574-nucleotide messenger RNA. Lineage: Eukaryota; Metazoa; Arthropoda; Arachnida; Ixodida; Ixodidae. The record is from RefSeq and is a predicted model, not a curated record.